Centropristis striata (black sea bass) is the source of this 3481-nucleotide messenger RNA. RefSeq names its product heart and neural crest derivatives expressed 2 (gene hand2). The transcript has 2 exons. The record is from RefSeq and is a predicted model, not a curated record. Lineage: Eukaryota; Metazoa; Chordata; Actinopteri; Perciformes; Serranidae. The coding region runs from base 38 to 781 and encodes 247 amino acids. Gene Ontology annotation, molecular function: RNA polymerase II transcription regulatory region sequence-specific DNA binding; protein dimerization activity; DNA-binding transcription factor activity, RNA polymerase II-specific. Gene Ontology annotation, biological process: regulation of transcription by RNA polymerase II; heart development.
UGUGUGUGUGUGUGUGUGUGUGUGUGUGUGUGUCACUAUGAGUCUGGUCUCGGGCUUCCCUCACCACCCGGUCAUGCACCACCACGACAGCCACCACUACUCCCUGCACGCGGCGGCGGCUGCCGGUCGCUGUCACGAGGACACCGGGGCUCCUCCAUACUUCACGAGCUGGCUCAUCAGUCACGCGGAUAUGUCUCCGACUGAGUACAGCCUCGCACCCGGCUACAGCCCAGAGUACCAUGGCAACAGCGGCGGCGGCUCCGGCGGCCUGGACCCCCACCACCACCAUCACCACCACUACGGGCCCGGCGGCUUGGUUCCGGGGGCCGGGCCCAUCUCGGUGAACGGAGCCGCGGUCGGCAUGCACCCCCACCACGCACACCCACGGCCCGUGAAGCGGAGACCCACGGCCAACCGCAAGGAGCGGCGGCGGACCCAGAGCAUCAACUCGGCCUUUGCGGAGCUGAGAGAGUGUAUCCCCAAUGUCCCUGCAGACACUAAGCUGUCUAAGAUCAAGACGCUGCGGCUGGCCACCAGCUACAUCUCCUACCUGAUGGACAUCCUGGACAAGGACGGACAGCACGGAGACACACAGGCUUUCAAGGCCGAGCUUAAAAAAACGGAAGCCCGGGAGGAGCGGAGGAAGAGAGAAGCGGUGGAGAUCCCCAAGACAACGUCAUCAUCAUCAACAUCGUCAUCCUCCUCGUCAGCGGGCGAUAAGAAGAGCAAAGGACGGACAGGAUGGCCUCAACAUGUCUGGGCUCUGGAACUGAAACAGUAGCGCCCCCUCCCUCUCCUGCUGCGGCCCGCUCCUCCGACAGAGUGAUGGGACAAUAAUGACGCGCUCGGAUCAACUGCAAUGGCAUCAUCACCAUCAUCAUCAUCAUCAUCUCUGGACCUGAACAGUGGACGUUGUACUGCUUGCAUAGCUCCGUUCACUUUGCUAUGGUGAGACAUGAAGGAAGUUAUUUGUUGGAGUUGCUCAUAACUCCCUCACCUUCCACCGGCGAGGGGGCUUCCUGCCGAUUUGUUUGUGUCGACCCUAAACCCGGAUUUUCUCUUAAAUUGUACCUCGAGGAGAAAAAAACCUAAUGGAAAUAUCACACGUUCAAUUUUUUUAUGUUAAGUAAAGUUUGAAUUGAAAGAAACAUUUUUCCUAAAAAUCGAUGAAUGGGUUUGGGGCUUGAAUUUUCUAGAUGCUUUGUCAAUCCCCAUUUAAUUCAACAUAAUUGAAUCCGCUGGAUAGGCUCGGUUUUAAAACAGCUACAGAAGGCUGUGUGUCUAUAAGCUUGGACAUGUCCGAGCGGCUGGGUUGGGUUGGAGAGGAUGAACAGGUUAAAAUAUUAAAUCAUCGAUAAGAUCCACUGUUAGUCUUUGGUAAAUCAUAACUCCCCCCUUCUCUUGAGCCCAUUCUAAUAAAAUAGGUGGAUGUAUGCCGAAUUAAAGAGCGCUCUGUAGCUCUCGUGUAUGUUCUACCAGAUGUGUACGUUUCCACUGAGCGAAGUAGCUUUGCGCCACAGCUAGAUAGUGAACGGAGUGUGCUGGAGCCUCUCUUCCUGUCCACACACACACACACACACACACACACACACACACUGUUGACGGGCUCUCUGCUUUAUUUAUCGGAAUAUAUUUAUGUGCAAUUCGGUCGUUAGAAGGACCAAAACGGCCAUUCCACUGACUGACACCGGACAUUUACUGAGUACAUUUGAUUAAUCUACAAGGUGUAUGUGAAGCUCCCUCUCUCUCUCUCUCUCUCUCUCUCUCCCUCUCUCUCUCUCUCUCUCUCUCUUUAUCUAUCUAUCUAUCUCUAUCUCUGUGUGUCUCUCUCGAUUUAUCCAUGUUGUGGUGUGAAAUGUGUUGGGAGUCUAAAUAAUGCUUUUGGUGGGAUGUAAACAGUGUCAUGAAUUUAAUAAAUCACCACCUGGUUAAAUGACGCCACUGACGGCCUCACUGAUCCAAACAGCUUUCUUACUCUCAGUUGGUCAAUCACUGACCUGGGCAAAUUCAUUAAGGGAAUGUUAAACACAGCUUCAAUGAGUAGCCUAUUAUAUGAAAAAACACAUCAGCCUUAAAGUUUUGUGUUGUUCAGCAUAUGAAUCGGGCUUCUAUUUCAAAGGGAAAGAGUACCAAAACCAAAAAUAUGACCUAAAAGAUAUUCCAUAACGGUUACUUUCAUGUUAUGUAUAAAACUGAGACUAUAUUUGGCGAGAUUUUUCGACAGGGAUGCGGUAUAGAUGAACGUCUGCAUCAGAUACGCCUUUUAAAUGCGUAGAAAAUAUAGACUACGGAUGCAAAUUCAUAGGAUAUAAUUUUUUAUUGGAAAAACAUUUUUUAAAUAAUACAUUUUACAAUACAAGACAAUUUGGUUCACAAAUCGCCUUAAUUAUAUAAUUACAUUUUGAUAUCGUGGUUGUUUUCCACAUCUGACAAUAUUUUUUUUUAAAUGAGGGUUUGAGUUUGAGCAAAUGUCAUCAGUUUUCCCCUACAAACUACUUUAGGUCUCUGUUGGAUCGCUGUCUCUCUUCUGUUCAGGAGAAGGACAGGAUGGCAUCUUGUUGCUACACAUUUGCAACACACAGAUCCAAGAUGGUUUAUCAUAAAUUCAGCAGUGAAUGGCAUUCAGCAGCGAUUGCUCUCGUUUUGUAAGCAAUGUCAGAUGUAUUUGUGUAAAUGUUAUAUAUUACUUUGGACUGUGGGUGGAUUUGUUUCUGUGUUUGCUGCCUGUGGUGACACGCUUCUGUGAUUUGUGACACCAAUGAGGGAAUAUUGGAGUCAAACAUUUACACAUCCCACUUCAGUUAUCAACAGGAGGCUGAUGGGAAAGGUUUGUUAAAGUGGAUGCUAAUCAAAUCCCUUAUUUAAGUAUAUUAGUUUGUGUUCAAAUAUCUAACAACACGUGGGUUCACCUAUCCAGUAUCACUUUCUCAGUAGAUAUUAAAGCUUAUCUAGGCUGCUUGACAGUCAUUUUGCUGCUGCACCUGUUGCAGACAAUAGGCUGAGUCCUGCAGGCAGACCCUGCAACAUUCUUCCCUGCAAAAAGGCCUAACCAUGUUUCUGUGGUGAACUCUUAAUGUGCCUUUGCUGUGGCAUAUUGAGUGGUUGAUGUGCUAGUAGUACUUGUUGUGAAGACCAUAAAAUGAAAUGCUGAGGAAUUUUCUUGUUUUCAGUGCGGUACAUUUUGAUUUGUGAUCUUCACAAGCCAUUUCUCAUGCAAACCUUAUCCUUGUUACUGGAGAAGGAGAGAAAAUUCAUAAAGGGAAUUUGGGGCACAUAAUACCUGAUAACUACUGACAGACACUAGGGAAGCAUCAUCCAACCUUAACAAUUAAUAUCUCCUUAAUUAAUAACUAAGAAAUCAUAAAGUCAAUGUGGAAAACCUCUUUUAAAGAGACAUUUUAGCAUAGUUAGAUGUAAACAGAUCAUUACUCUAGAGACAAAUACAAGGUGUAUAUUUAGACAUGAUUAAUGAAUUGAAUAU